GCAGCUAGCGGGCAGUCGCGGACAUCGUGCUGGUGGUGGUUGAACUCUACUAAACGACCAGGUAUAUGCUUCAGCUAGACGGCAGUUCGAUUUCAAGUUUUUGGUGUGAUUAACCCAAUUUGCAUCAAGAGACUGCUUGGAAUCUUAUGUUUAACAGAGUCUAAAUCUCAAACGGCAAGAUGAAUGAGCUUUUCCAAGACUUCGCCAAAGCUCAUUCCGCUAAGCAUGGCUACAUCCUCGCUCAGACGCUCUCGCCCGUCUCUACGGCUGCUGAGCCUCAUAAAUUGAAUGCAAUUUGGAGAAGCACAAAUGCUCAUAGUGUCAAAGGCGAUAUCCGUCACUUUAUUAAAACCGCUACUGGUCACCGUGGUGGGUUAACCCACGAUGAGCUGAGCGGUUGGGUCGACGUCUAUGUCGCCUACUGGCACGCUAUUGGAGAGAUUGUGUCCGGUGAAAGUGGCAGGUCAUCCUGGACAAAAGUAUAUGAAGCCUGGAAGGAACUCACAUCAAUGCUUAUCCGAGGUUACAACAAUCAUGGAUUCGAGGCUUGGACAAUACCGGCUCUUUAUAUGGUUGGAAAAUACCUCAGGCUCUUCGCCAUUAAGUCAGACGCUGAGCGAAGCCAAAUGACGGAUACCGUCGCGGACAAUGCGGACAUUAUGCAGGACGACUUUGAUCCAGAAUCACAAAAGCAGAGCCAGCUCAGAGACUGUGAGCAGCAGUUGAAACGUAUUUUUACACUCUGUCUCAACGAUAGAGCUCCUUUGGAGAGUUCACGAAAAUGGGGCAUUUAUUACAUCGCCAACCUCCUAUUCAAAACAUACUUUAAGUUAAACUCGGCAUCAAUCUCAAGAACCAUCUUGAAGACUUUAGCGGCAUACAAUGCAAAAGGAGAUAUCCCCAACUUGGAUCUUUUCCCGAAAGCCCAACGUGUUACUUUCAAAUAUUACGAAGGCGUUCUGUUCUUCUUAGAAGAAAACUAUGCCGAUGCCGAAAAACAUCUUGUAGAAGCGUGGCAGUUAUGUCAGAAGGAUGCACAUGAAAACAUUGAGCGAAUUCUGACGUACUUGAUUCCAUGUCGGCUACUCACCAGCCAUGUGCUCCCAACGAAGGCACUCCUUGGACCAUACCCACGCCUCCAGGAACUAUUUCUUCCUUUAGCACAAUGUAUUAAAAAGGGAGAUCUUCAAGCCUUCGACAUUGCACUCCAACAUGGCGAGGAUCAGUUUGUGAAGCGUCGUAUUUAUUUGACACUAGAACGCGGAAGAGACAUUGCACUUCGUAAUCUACUCCGAAAAGUCUUCAUUGCUGGCGGCUUCGAUGAGUUGAAGGAGGGUGAAACAACACCAGUUCGCCGAACCAGAAUACCGGUUACAGAAUUCAGUGCUGCGAUAUCUAUGGGCAGUGGUGGCGACUUGGUGGACAAUGACGAGGUCGAAUGUCUCUUAGCGAACAUGAUAUACAAGGAUUUAAUGAAAGGCUAUAUCGCCAGAGAGAGAGGAAUUGUGGUCUUAUCGAAGAAAGGAGCUUUCCCUGGUACCGGCAUAUAAUACCUGCGUGAGCCCAGUCCGUGCAAUAUUGAUUACGGCAGCGGAACUAGGUACUCACUAAUAGACAUUGGGGACAACACCUUAAAUACUCAAAGAACUAAGGAUUCAAGCAUACAAAAGAAAUUCUUAAAAUCACUACUUAUAAAAGCCAUCAUUAUCAAACAAAAAAAGACAUGACUUGUCGAAAUCUUUCCUGGUGCAACAGACACCAAAGACCGACCAGAGUGGCGCUUUGAUCACAGAGGUUUUUGCGGGCAAGUAUUUGUACAUGGGUUGCUCAAAAGGAAACAAAGAAAAGCCAUAAUUAACCGUGAUCCAAAAAUAAACUCCAAAAACCCAGGAUAUUGUAACAAAAGAAAAAAGCACAUGGAAAGUAAAAGGGCAUCGCUGCACAGGUCCGGAUCUUGAUCGUCGAUCUUCCGAUCGAUAAUCGGCCACGUGCGGCGCUCAGAACGUGCAUGGUGCAGCGAUGAACGAAGUGAAAUUCGACUCCACGUGGGAGGAUCAGAGU
Messenger RNA from [Torrubiella] hemipterigena, 2061 nucleotides. The record is from the annotation of a GenBank genome assembly. Lineage: Eukaryota; Fungi; Ascomycota; Sordariomycetes; Hypocreales; Clavicipitaceae.